Molecule: messenger RNA, 4322 nt
Organism: Megalopta genalis
Lineage: Eukaryota; Metazoa; Arthropoda; Insecta; Hymenoptera; Halictidae
Gene: btz
Product: CASC3 exon junction complex subunit
Biological process (GO): mRNA processing
Cellular component (GO): exon-exon junction complex
Molecular function (GO): mRNA binding
Source: RefSeq, a predicted model, not a curated record
CCUUCUCGAUAUCGUGAUAGUCUGGUCUGUGAUUCGUGACCGAGAAAUCGUGAUCAGAUCAGAUCAGGAUUGAUCAGGAUCAGGGACCCGUUUGGACUCGUUGAAGUGAAGUGGAAGGAGACCAGACAGACACGAACAAGUUCGACCUUAAAAGUUAUCCGCAGUUAAUCGUUCCGCUCACGUUUUCGCGAGAGAAAAUUGGUGAUACUUCGGGAACUGUGUGGCCCCAAUUGAAUUAACAUGUCGGAUACUAGACGACGUCGAAAGUCUAAUCAGUCGUGCGGUUCCGACGACCUCUCGGAUUCCUGUGAAGAGUUGAACGCAACGAAAGAGACUCAGAGCAGUGAACAAACCGAUGGACAUCAAGACUCCGAAUGCGACAUUUAUGCAUCAGACUCUGAUGUUGAAUCUCAAGAUGGAGCAUUGAGGGAGAGCGGAGAUGGUCAGGAAGAAGAAAAACCUCAGAAGAAAUUAGAUGAUGAUGAGGACAGAAGAAAUCCACAGUAUAUUCCCAAGAGAGGGACAUUUUAUGAACACGAUGACAGAACUGCUGAUGAAGUGACAGAAACCAACCAAGAGUCUCAGAAUGAAAGGGAAACCAAAGAGAAAAAAGUAUGGAAAGAUAAGGAAGAUAGAUGGGAUCAUGAUAGGUACAAUGAUGAAGAGCAGGCACCAAAGAGCCAUGAAGAACUAAUAGCAGUGUAUGGCUAUGACAUUAGAAACGAAGAAGGACCUCCUAGGGCUAGAAGAAGAAGAAGAUAUGGUCGUGGCCCCAAUAAAUAUACCCGUAACUGGGAAGAUGAGGAUGCAUAUGGAAAACCAGGAACAAAUGUCACCAAUAGGAAUAGAAAGUUUAACAGAAGCGGUGAAGAUUUUCCUGCACUAGGAACUAAUAAAAAUGCUUCUGCCCUUGUCGAGGAACCAGUAAUUUCGUCGGCUUGGUAUAGUAGUAAAAACAAAAUACAGAACAAAGUACAGAACUUUCCACCACUGCAAACACAGAGCGACAGUCCAAAAACGAAAUCAAGCAGUGCAUCUAAUACUCAUACGAAUGAAAAUAAAGCUCCUAAUGAGCCUACAAAUCCAGCCUGGAAAAAGGACAUCAAGCACUCUUCACAUACUCAGAGUAAUAACGGAAAUAGUGGAGCCGGUGGUGACGCGGACAAAUUGGUGAAUGCAAAGACAUCUCCAAGAGAUAAUAACAAGAGGAACGUCCAAGAGUCUGUAAGCUUGGCAGCGAGUAGAACACGCGGACGAGGAUUCAGGACGAACGCUAAUAACAAUAUGGUUACUAAUAGAACAAUUGAAACUAAACCAAAGGGACGCGGGGCGGGUCCGAUCACCGCGGAGAAUAAGAGAAAUAGUAACGUACAGAAUGACGAUGAGCAACAGAUCACGCAUGACAUGAAGCAUGUUAGUGUUAAUGAUGGUACACAGUACCAUCAAAGUGGGAGACACAACAAAAGCUUCUAUGGGCAGUCGUCCAAUCAACAGAGGUCGAGCACGGUACCUCCAAGAAUGCAACAACAACAGCAAUCUCAUUCCUCAUCGCAACCGCAGCAACAAUCGCUUCAACAGCAAGAUAGUUCUGCCAAUAGACCGAAGCGAUACUCCAGUUUACGACAACGUCCUACAGUUUCUGAGACUUCUGGACAACAAAAUUAUCCAUCACAGCAUGGGCAGCACGGUCAACACAGUCAACACAGCCAACAUAAUCAACACAGCCAACACAAUCAACAUAAUCAGCAUAACCAGCAUGGAUAUUUCCCCCCUCAAGCUGGCAAUUCAAGAGGUGUUUUAGAGUCGCAAGGAUAUCCGCAAGGUCAUUUCGAACAAACUACGCCUGUUGCUGCCGCUGCUACGCCUCUGGCUGGACAACCUGUUAUUCCUUUGCCACCAAAUGGUCAACCGGCUAGUUAUGCUCCACCGCCAUUUUUGGUACCGCCACCGCAAUUUAUACCUCCACAGACUGCUCCACCUAGUAUAAUCAAUUAUGUUCCUGGUCCGAAUGGUCCAGCAUUUCAACCAAACUUUCAAGGCUACCAAGGAUACAGUCCGCCAGUUCAGCCGCAGCGUCCGCCACCUCCGCAAGAGCUUUUCCAGCCACAAGGUUGUACUUACUAUAGUCCAGCGCAGCAGCAGCAACAGCAACAACAGUCGGCUCCGAUGAGACGACCGAAAGCUGCGAUUCCGAUUCUUCCACCGCCUGAUAAUCAACAACACCAGAGCGGCAAAGGACGAGGUAGAAGUACACAGCUCCAGCAACCGAAUCAGCCUGGCAAUAUGCAACAGGCUGAGCAAGAAAUUAAAAGCGGCUUGAUGGAAGGUGAACAUCAGGGCAUUCCGGAACAGUUUGAGAACGUUCAAAAUGAACAGAGCUCUCUGAUUCAAGAAACACAGAAAAGCAUAGAUCCAAGUGCAAUACCAGACACUAUGACCGAAGAGAUAGAUGCUAAAGACGUUGAUAUAGAUACACCAGUGGUUCAAGAACUCAUUACGACAGAUCCUACCGCCGAGGUAAUAAAUGCUAACAAUUCGUCAAAAAUUAUUCUAGAUGAAAAUAUUGUUCCCAUUAAAACAACAGUCGUGGAAAAAAUCGAGAAUGAUCCUAUCGUCAUUGAGAGUAGUACAACUGAGAGCAAAGUUAUCGAGGAAGCAGCAGCUUGAAAGAAUGUCGCAUAGUUUCUCUUCAAUUUUCUCGCAAAAGACGUAAUUGUGAAUCCUCGUAAAUACGAGCAAGCAUAAUAAUUAUAAAGGAUGAUGUGUAAUUUUAACGAUGUUACAUAUACAAUAUGUAUAGAAGAUUUAUAACCGCGAGAGCCGCUCUUGGAACAGUGGCGGAAACCGGCGUAUGUGCGUGUUUAAUACAUAUUUCAGAAUGGUUUUAUCUAAUUACAGUAUGUUGAAUAAUUUCGUAGGUUUCAUUUAUAACAAUGUUUCUCUACGAAUCUUCAUGGAUCUGCGGCUAUUAUUAAAACACACACAUUCUUCAAUAUAUAUUGUUGAAUUACUUUCAUAUAUAAAAGUCUACUAAUAAUCGAUUAUUAGUAGAAGGGAUUAGUGUUUAAAUGUAUUAUCGUGUAUCGAGUAUUACCGUAUGCAGCAUCGAUACAGGCAGAAUGGUUAAUAAAAUCGAUAUAUCUUUUUGAUAAGAACAAACAGUUAUUGUAAAUAGACUAUACAUAUAGUCAGGUCAGUAACCUUAAUUAUGUAUUAUGACUUUCUCUGUACAAACAUGUUUGUACUGCGCUUCAUUGGGUAAUUUGAUGGACGAUUCAUUCGAUAGGUAAUCAUUACUUAAUGCUUUAAUUUACUUACACUACCGAUCGCGAAAAACAUCAAUCGUUGAAGGAAAAUCGUCACUAUAAUUUCGCAAAUAAUAUUCGCAAAGCCUAAUAGGCUAAUAUACUAAUCUUGUCACUAAUAGAUUUUAUUGAACCGCGAUGAGUCUUUUUUUUUUCUUUUUUAAUAAAUACGCUUAUAACAUGCUUUCUUACUGGCAAUAUGGAAUGGAAAGAUAAUAUAUUCAUAAGAAGUUCUUUCAUAAGUGACUAAAUUUAUUUGUCCUAUGUUUUGAUUUUUUGAUUUUUUCUGGAGAAGAUUAUUAGAAGUAAAAACUUACUGAUCAAGAUUCAAUUCGUAUAAAAUCCAUCAUUCAAGAGGAAUAGCGACGGGAUCGUAUAAAUAAUGGAAUUGAUCUUUGCGCGCAAUAAUCCUCAUACACAAUUGAAUUGUAUAACGUUAGCGGAUUAACAAUAAGUUCCAUUGAGACGACAUAAAAUGUUAGGAGAUAGUGUACAUAGUGUCGGAUUUUACAUCGCAUUAUAUUUAUAACAUAGUAGCAACGUAUACGUACACAUGUAUGUGUAUGUUAUGAAACUUUUUAUACCCGAUUUUGUCGGCGUGGCUGGCAUAUCGUUUGAAAAAUAAUUAUAGAUACAACAACGGUCACGUAUGAUACCAGUCGAUUAUAAGUGAAAUAACGUGCAGAUGCGCGUGUGUGCCUAUAGUUCCAGUUCAUGUUCAGCGAGGACGAAUGUUAAUCACUUUUAUUAUCGAGAUCGGUACAUUCGAACAAACAAAAACAACUCGACGCUUCGUUAUAUUAUGCGAAAUCUCAUAUGCAAAAUGGCGUAUCAAUGUCUACCGAUUUUUACGGAAGUAGGAACUAAAUACAGAUCGCUUUUUCAAAUGUCCUUUGUUAUUUGAAUGAUAACCAGUUGAACGUACAUUAUGCUGUUUCUUUGUAAUUAUUAAGUACCGUAUACCUUUACAUUAAAGUUCCGAUUACAAUGCAAAUAAACGAUCCCUUGUGAAUCUCA